GGGAGAGGGAGAGGGCUAAAAACUCUGCCACAUACGGUGCUAAAAAUAGACAGAUGAUAAUACUAAAAUUUUAAGAUCCCAUUUGGUGAUUUUCUCUGUUCAGAUCUCUAAAGCAUCAUAUUUGGAAAAUAAAUUCCAGGUGAAAUCAUAAGCAUGGAUCUUCCUACAAAUGAUGUGGAGCUUGUGCGAGAAGAUGAGAAAGAGAGAGGACUCACAUUUCAUUGUGAGCUCUAUGACACAGAAAUAGUUCGCAAGAUAGCUCAAGCUUUUCUCCCUGGAUUAUCCUCGGCUUGUGUUGAUAACACAACUGGGGAUAUGUUUAGGAACCCUGGUUCUGUGGCUGCUGAUAUUAGGAAAGAAAUGGUUGAUUAUCUGACCCAGAGAAGUGAAAGUUUUGUUGCGGAAUCAGUUGUACUAGAAGGUGAUCUAGAUGGGGAGGUGUCCGACCAUCCAUAUGAUAUUAUUUCUAACAUGGUUGAUGACUUUGCUAGUUUGAAAAGGAAUUUGUUUAGUCGGGUUUCAGGAUGGUUACUGAGUGAAAAGAGAGAAGAUAAAAUAGAUGAUUUCGUGCAAGAGAUGGAAAUAAAUGGGUUUUGGUUGCUGGACAGGAGAGAAGCAGUUGCACAGAUUUUGGUUAAGAAUGUUGACUUCAAGAACAUUUUUCAUUGUGACAAGAAGUUCAACACUGCUGAAGAGCUUGUUGAGCAUGUCGUCAACUGUGGAUUUAGGACCAUGAACUGCACAAAUGAGGGUUGCUCAACAGUAUUUUGUGCAAGCCAUUUGGAGAAGCAUGAUUCAGCUUGUCCAUUCAAAAUAAUCCCAUGUGAGCAGCAGUGCUCAGAAAACAUCAUGAGACGUGAAAUGGAUCGGCACUGCAUAACUGUCUGUCCUAUGAAGAUUGUGAGCUGUCCUUUCUAUGCAGUGGGUUGUCAGUCCACUAUGCCUCAUUCUAUAAUUCAGCAACAUCGUUCCGACAAUCUCCAUUCACACUUGCUAUAUACUCUUAAAAGUAUUCACAAGGGAGGAUCAGAGGAGGAUCUGAAAAAACGUGUUGACCAAAUAGUGGAGUCAUCCCCUGGUCGACUAGCAGAUGCUAGGGAUGCGAGAUCUCUAAUCCUCAAAGUCAAGGAUGUUGAAGCAAAGCUUGGGCCUUUGGAAGUUAAAGCUGCUGAAAAGGUUAGUGAAGAACCCAACAAGGCUGGAGAGAACAGUAGUGAAGAACCCAUUGAAGCUUUCAACAAGGGUGGUGAUGAAUCGACCGAGGUAGACAAAAUUGGCAGUGAAAAGUCCAAUGAGACCAUAAAUAAGGUUGGUGAAGAACUGUCGAGCAUUCAAAUUUAAGGGCGUGCAUGAAAGGAAGCUGGGAUGCAAGUUGACACCUAAUACACUUCUGCCAUGCUGAAAAAUUGUUUUUGCAUUCAUUAAAUCCCAAGCACUGUGGAACCAUCCUAGUUCUGUUGAACAUCAAAAGCUGAUUCACAGGAAAUCGUGCUCCUCAUUGCCGCUUGCUUCGUCCGCUUUGCACAUCAUUAUUAUAGGUAAAAAAAAAAUCUGCUUAUCAUUCUUUAGCAGUUCACUCUGGCUGAUUUCCAGAGGCAAAACAAUUUUCUGUGAUUUAAUCCUCACGAAGAAUCAUUAAUGUAUGAUGGUUCUCUCC
Molecule: messenger RNA, 1657 nt
Organism: Populus nigra (black poplar)
Lineage: Eukaryota; Viridiplantae; Streptophyta; Magnoliopsida; Malpighiales; Salicaceae
Exons: 3
Coding region: 154-1341 (395 amino acids)
Molecular function (GO): zinc ion binding
Source: RefSeq, a predicted model, not a curated record